AAGUUUGGGUAAAUGUGACCUAUGACCCAAGAUGUCAUCAAAAAUGGCUGACAAGAAAGCGAGGGAAAGCGGGCGUCUUCGAGAUGCAGACAAGAGAAGAGUGAUUGACAACAUCACGCGGCUAAAGCGACAGCGACGACAGAUCGAGAAUUUGGAAAGAGACAACUUCCACGACGACCCACACGCCAACCUUGUUUUAGUGAAUAAAAAACUGCCACAGUUUAGUGACACCAAUGACUCACCUGCUACAAAGAAGAAGAAGAAAACAAGAGGAGAUCAUUUUAAGCAGAGGUUCAGAAAGAACUUCCAGACAUUACUAGAAGAAGAGCAACUCAGCAUAAGAGGGGGACCUAACUACCUCACAGCACAGGUGCCUCCAUCCGAGUAUCCUGAGAGAAAGUUCUGUGCAGUGUGUGGGUUCCCCUCCAACUACACCUGUGUUACCUGUGGUGCCAGGUACUGCUGUGUCAGGUGUUUAGGAACUCAUCAGGAUACCAGAUGCCUGAAGUGGACAGUAUAGUAUCAAGACAACAUGUUUGUGUAAAUAAUAAUGUUACUGGCUGCCCUGAGUGGUCAAGUGAAAGGAAUGAUGCAGCAUCACAUUCUAUACAGGACAAGUCUUGCCAUCAUAAGAAAUGACCAGCACAAUGUUGCAACAUUACAACGAUAGGAAUGUUUGCAUUCCAUAAAAUAUUAGACUUCAUAAAAAAAACCUUCUCAGAGAGGAGGACCAGCAAAUCUUAUGAAAAUUUGUGGUUUAUCCAGUCUUUAGCCAGAUGUUACUACUAGUAUAUACUAAGUUUCAGCAUUUGGAUCAUUUUCGUGUGUCAUAAGAAUACCAACAUGGACACAGAUGCAGCUAUGGACUUCAUAGUUACUAGUAAGAUUUUUUGAUUGUCUAGAUAUUCCUUUGACGCUCUGAAAAAAAUAGAGUACGUGUAGCUCACCGAGAAAAUACCAGAGGAUCUAGGAGUGCAAAAGUAACGGCUAAGAUUUUCAAAAGUUGUGUACGUUUGAGCUAUGUUGCAUUGAAAUGUAAAUCAAGGACACAAACACGGCAGCCAAGAGCACCAAACUGUGUCAAGAACACCUAUCCAAUAAAAGUGCUUAAUGCUCUACACAAUGUA
Branchiostoma floridae (Florida lancelet) is the source of this 1127-nucleotide messenger RNA. RefSeq names its product zinc finger HIT domain-containing protein 1-like. The transcript has 6 exons. NCBI's taxonomy places the organism in Eukaryota, Metazoa, Chordata, Leptocardii, Amphioxiformes, Branchiostomatidae. Gene Ontology annotation, biological process: chromatin remodeling. The record is from RefSeq and is a predicted model, not a curated record. Gene Ontology annotation, cellular component: Swr1 complex. Bases 32 to 520 code for a protein of 162 amino acids. Gene Ontology annotation, molecular function: nucleosome binding.